Molecule: messenger RNA, 4223 nt
Organism: Ornithorhynchus anatinus (platypus)
Lineage: Eukaryota; Metazoa; Chordata; Mammalia; Monotremata; Ornithorhynchidae
Gene: MAP6
Product: microtubule associated protein 6
Exons: 3
Coding region: 616-1905 (429 amino acids)
Biological process (GO): regulation of microtubule cytoskeleton organization; microtubule cytoskeleton organization; cytoskeleton-dependent intracellular transport
Cellular component (GO): Golgi-associated vesicle; dendrite; cis-Golgi network
Molecular function (GO): microtubule binding; calmodulin binding
Source: RefSeq, a predicted model, not a curated record
UUUUUUUUCUGAACAGCGGCAGUGGGUGGGGUCGCUUUUCCCGCAGCGGCGGCGGCGGCGGCCGCAGCCCCGGCAGUGAUGCUCCUCUCUCCCCGCAGAUGAGCCCCUCCGGGCGUCGGUCCGGUCUUCGUCUUUCUCCUCCGGGGGUCCCCCCCACCCCGCUCCCUCGCCGCAGCUCGACAGGCCGGAUCCCCGACAGGAGAGCCAGACGGGCGGAGGGGGCGGAAGCAAGACACCCUCCCCAGAGCCCGCCGACCCGCCCUCCCGGGGCCUUUCCCCGCCCCUGCAGCGUGCCUUAGAGCUUCGAGAAGGGGCUGCUCUCUGGCCAAAGAAGGGGAAAGGGGGAGCGGAGGGGGAGAGACCUCCGCACCCGGAGGGGUCUCGGGCGUUGCAUCCUCCCGCGGGGCGCUGGUGCAGGCGAGCCGACCCGUGGCACCUGCAUCGGCUCCAGAGACCAUCCCCGGCCGCGGGUCCUCGGGGAGGGGCCGGAGCUGAGGGCGGGAGGGCGUCCACGCUCCGAUUCCGUCGCGAAGAGCCCUUCGAGGAGCGUGGAGGCAAAGGCAAAGGGAGGGUAGGGAGCUCAGGGGCGUCCCGUCCCUGCGGCCAGCCGGCAUCAUGGCCUGGCCGUGCAUCACCCGGGCCUGCUGCAUCGCCCGCUUCUGGAACCAGCUGGACAAGGCGGACAUCGCGGUGCCGCUGGUCUUCACCAAGUACUCGGAGGCCACCGACCCCCCUGGCGCGGGGCAGCCGCCGCCGGGGCCGCCCCAGCCCGCGCCGCCGCGCGCCGUCGCCAUAGAAACCCAGCCGGUCCUGGGGGACCAGGAUGCCGUUGCCCGGGCGACGGGGCCGGGGCCGGGACCCGGACCGGGGCCCGGCGGCGAGCGGGAGCCGCCGGCGGGCGGGGCCAAGGCCGCUCCGGCGGGCCCGGCCGACUCGGUGAUGCGCCAGGAUUACCGGGCCUGGAAGGUGCAGCGGCCCGAGCCGAGCUGCAAGCCCCGCAGCGAGUACCAGCCGUCGGCCGCGCCCUUCGAGCGGGAGACGCAGUACCAGAAGGAUUUCCGGGCCUGGCCCCUGCCCCGCCGCGGCGACCACCCCUGGAUCCCCCGGGCCCCGGCCCCGGCCCCGGCCCCGGCCCCCGGCCCGCCCGAGGACCGCCGCCGCCGCCGCCCGCAGAGCCAGGAGCGGAGAUCGCAGGCCCUCCCGCUCGCCGGGGAGGUCGAGGAAGGGGGCUCGGGGGCCUCGGGGGGCUCCGGGGUCCCGGACGGGGGCGGCCCCGCCGCCGGGAAGGCGUCGGCCGGGGACGGCCGGGAGCCGCGAAGGAAGGCCGGUCCCGGCUGGAUGCUGCGCCGCGCCGAGGGCCAGGGGCUGGGGACCGGGGCCGAGCCCGAGCCGCCGCCGUCGCCCCCCGCCCCCGCCGUCCAGGGCCCCGAGGGCGGCCGGGGGCGGGCGGCCGUCGACGCCCUCAACAGGCAGAUCCGCGAGGAAGUGGCCAGCGCGGCCGGGAGCUCCUACAGGAACGAAUUCCGGCCAUGGACUGACAUCAAGCCGGUGAAGCCCAUAAAGGCCAAGCCUCAGUACCAGCCUCCAGAUGACAAGAUGGUCCACGAAACCAGCUACAGUGCCCAAUUCAAGGGGGAGCCCAACCAACCAACCCCAGCGGGCAGCAAGGGCAUCGACCGCAGAAGGAUACGCAGCUUGUACAGCGAGCCCUACAAGGAACCUGCCAAGGUGGAGAAGUCCAGCGCCCAGAUGUCCAAACCAAAAAAGACCUCCACAAGCCAUAAACCCGUUCGGAGGGUCAAAGACAAACCCGCGUCGGGCCGGGCCGCCAAGAAGAAGGCCGCGGACGGCGCCAGCGAGAAAAGUAAAGAGAUGAACAAUAAACUGGCCGAGGCGAAAGAGUAAAUUGCCCUGCCCUCUCCUUUCCCCCACUGUCUCUGUCUCUCUGUCUCUUUCUGUCUCUCUCUCUCUCUCUCUUCCCCUCUCUCUGUCUCUUUCUCUCUGUCUCUGUCUCUCUGACGGAAAGGCCACAAAAUGGAUUAGAGGCUUCCACCCGCUUGUGUUCUGCUUGGGUCAGGCGCCUGUUUGCUUUCGUUGCCUUCACUUUGGGGUUUUCUCUCCUACGACAUCGGGUCAGGAUCCUGCUUCCUUUCCGAGGUGUGAGACUCUGUUCCUCCCGCCCUGUUCGUCUGGUCCCGGGGGGCUCGAUGGCAAGGCAGCCGGGAGAGGACACGGAGCCAGCAAAGGCGAACAACCAGCUAGGCCCGGGGGAGGUGUGACCGGGGCCUGGCAAGGUCGAGACACCUGGAGUCCCCGUUGGAUUUUCCCCAGGCCACCGCCAGAACUCCCAGGAGGGUGUGUCCUGCCGCUGCCAUCUUCCGGCCGGCCGGGCCUAGCUAGGUGACCGUUAGGCUUCGCCAUGAGCGUGAGGCUGUGGGAUUUGACUGGUUUUGCCUCACUGUAGAUAGCUCUGUGGAACGCUCCCCAGCUGUCAUUUUGCUCUUGUUUGUGUAGAUGACUUCUCCGUGAGUGCUGGGCCUGGGCGCGUCCGGACCACCUGGGCCACCGCCUCCGAGAGACGGUGGUCCGACGGCACCUUGGGAUCUCCGAGAGCUCAGGAAGCAGCCGUGGGGUGGUGUGGUGUCUGCCCUGGUACCGCUGGAUGUUUAACUGUAGUUCAGGAUCCACGUCUGCUGGCUCACUCAGGCUCUGCAGAGAUUGUCCUUGCGGUUCGGGCUGGCGAGGGGCCAAAGGAGGGAAAAGGGGAGAGAUAGGAAGUGGUAGCAGGGAUUGUGGUGGUGUUUUCUUUCUCCUCCCUGAGUCCCCUGCCAGGUGAGGGCCCCUCCCGGAAUACAGGGAAGGACGCGGUGACCUUGACGUCGCUGGAAGCGGAGCGGCGGCCAGGGGCGCCGGGAUGGGGAAAUACAGAGUUCAGUGGAUUGUGUCGUGUGUCUUUGUGGCUUGUGCUGGGAGGAGCCCUGAGCUUCAGGUGUAGGUGUCGUGAUGUUGCAGUGGUGUCGUUUCUGAGUUUAGCCAUGUUCGAGGUGUAUGGUCUCAACUAGCCGGGAUGGGCUUGUGGGGUGGGCGAGGGGCUGAGCGGGAGGGGGUGGUCCCUCAGAGCCGAGGCGAUGGGGGGUGGAGCGGGGGUCCCUUCAGGAACAACACCCUGUGUGACCCCAGAAAAAUCAUACUGCGGCAUUACGAGUCUGGAAUGCGAUUUGACGGUCAGGCACCGCUGCGCCCUCCUUCCCCUGGUCUCGUUCAGGAUGCCGUCCUUUGAGCGCAAAUCUCAGCUUUUUGCCUGUCCCUUCAAGCAGUGAGAGCGACUCCGCUACCUCUUCCUGGCCGACAGCAGGCGAACAGUUAAGGGCUCCUCUCCUCCUCCUCCUCCUCAGGCACCUCUGGGACUUGUUUCCAAGAUCUCAGGAAACUUCAUAUUCUCAUCAGUGUCUCCACUGACCCUUCUGGGGCUGGGGCCCAUCGAGCCUGUGUGCUGGCCACUGACAACCCACCGUGGCUCUUGGACAGUUAACGUAACAGGGGCCAGGAAGGCCAGGAGGGGCCCCAUUGCUUCUGAACCGCAAGCUCCGAUUUCCUGCAUGGGAACGGCUAUCUCUCACUCCAGCCCGACCGCCGCCCCCAGAACCUCCCGGGGCCCAUCCAGGGGCCCGGGCCGGGGGCUCCGAGCAGAGCGCCCCAAGUGAAGCUGUUAGUGCCGUGGUCUAGGCUGCAGGAGAUCACCGGUAACCUGGGCUCGAAGCCCCGGGGCAUCCCUAGGUUGGAGAUUUCAGCCUUUGGCUCAGGGCUCUGUUCGCCACGGCCCUCGUCCUCAGCUCGUCCCUCUCACUGCUUUUGCCGCUCUUGCUGCCUGCGCACGUCCGCCGCUGCCCGCUCUGCUGCCAUCGCCGUGCGCUCACCUGGCUCUGCAUCUGUGCCGCUGGCCUGCGCCCCGCGUGUCGCGCCCUGGCAACCCCCUGCACCGCCCUACCCCCGGAGCGGGUCGGAAGGCUCUCACUGCUAUUUUGUGGCCUGGGUUUCGUGGCAUAUCACAGAUGGUCUCUGUAACGGGCAAGCCCACCCCUCUAGGUGCCCAUCUCCUGCUGUUGUUAGUGUGACAACGACCAUGACGAAAUCCUCGUGUGUAGCCAAUUGAUUGUGACGUGCUUGUGGCCUGCGCUUGCUCAGAAAGGGUUUUCAACUCCAAUAAAUGCUCAAGACCAACA